UCUUCCCCCUUAACAUCGUACAGUUGACAACCAGUAAUAGAUAUGAAAUUAUUAUGACUUGCUUACAUUAUAAAUACACAUUAUAAUUUAACACAUAAAACGAAGGGGACUUGUGAAAUCAAUAUUUUCAAAGGAAUGCAGUCACAGGUUUUGUACAGCGGCACUGUUGCUGCUAUAGCCGCCAGAAGAAUAAGGAAUAUUUUAGGAGUUGCUCUAGGAAGGGGAGACUGGACAUGGAAAAGACAGGAGGUCAAAUUAAUAAAUACAUCUGCAGGUGAUACGGUUAAAAUUGGUGAAAUCUCAUACCGAUUGAAAACGCCAAAGAAUCCAGAACUUGUUCCUGUUAAUCACAUGAGUGAGUCUUUGCCACAGACUGUGGCCCAGCAUCUCCGAUGGAUCAUGCAGAAAGACCUACUGGGACAGGAUGUCUUUUUAAUUGGCCCCCCAGGUCCACUGCGACGUUCUAUUGCCAUGCAGUACUUGGAGCUCACCCAGCGAGAGGUGGAGUACGUGGCGCUGUCCCGGGACACCACAGAAACGGACCUGAAGCAGCGCCGGGAGAUCCGUGCUGGCACCGCUUUCUACAUUGACCAGUGUGCUGUCCGCGCCGCCACUCAGGGCAGGAUCCUGGUACUGGAGGGGCUGGAAAAGGCGGAGCGCAACGUCCUCCCGGUUCUCAACAACCUGCUGGAAAACAGGGAGAUGCAGCUGGAGGACGGAAGGUUUCUCAUGUCCGCACAGCGAUACGACAAACUGCUCGAGGAGCACACGAAAGAGGAAUUGGACGCCUGGAAAAUUGUGCGUGUGAGUGAAGAUUUCCGAGUGAUUGCCCUGGGGCUGCCUGUGCCCCGGUACACAGGGAACCCGCUGGACCCCCCCCUCAGGUCACGUUUCCAAGCCAGGGACAUCUACUACCUUCCUUUCACGGACCAGUUGAAACUUCUGUAUGCUGUUGGACCAAAUGUUCCAGCUGAAAGAGUUUCUCAGCUCUUGUCGUUCGCCACCACACUUUGCUCUCAAGAAUCUGGCAGCCUGGGUCUGCCUGACUUCCCAGUGGACAACCUGCCUGCAGUGGUUAAAGUUCUGGAUUGCUGCCCUGCGCUGUCCUCCCACCAGCUCAUCCAGAGGCUGUACCCGUAUGAGUCGAUAAUGGGCAAGGAGGGCAAGACUGCAGUGGAAGACACCUUGAAAAGAUUUGAACUUCUUGAUUCGAGGAAGUACGCCUUCCCUACAAGAGUGAUUAAAGUGGAGGAGACAAACAGUGACCAGCUGAGGCAGGCAUCUGUCACUGUCCAGAUUGCUGAGAAAGAAAUCACUUUUCAGGUCCCAGCUGGAACCAGAGCUUUAGGGCUCCAGUCACGAAGCCUGAAUUUUAUUAGGACACCCAGUCAUGAGGGGCUGCUAGCAGAGAUGAUGCUGUCCCACAUGGUGAAAGAUAUGUGUCUGAUUGGUGCAAAGGGUUGUGGCAAAUCUGUGAUUGCUAAAGAGUUUGCUGAGAUGUUAGGAUAUAACAUUGAGCCCAUAAUGCUGUAUCAGGAUAUGACCGCGCGAGACCUGCUCCAGCAGAGGUACACCCUGCCCAGCGGGGAUACGGCCUGGAGGGCCUCUCCCCUGGUCACCGCUGCCCGGGAGGGGAAGCUUGUCCUGCUGGAUGGCAUCCACCGGGUCAACCUGGGGACCCUGACUGUUCUCUCCAGAUUGAUCCAUGACAGGGAGCUGGCUCUCUAUGAUGGAACAAGAUUGCUGCAAGCAGACCGAUACCAGUCACUUAAAAAGGAAUUACAGUUCUCAGAUGAGGAACUGCAAGAAAGGUCUGUCUUUCCCAUCCACCCCUCCUUCCGGAUAGUGGCCCUGGCAGAGCCACCGGUUGUGGGCAGUGCCUCCCAGCAGUGGCUGGGUCCGGAGCUUCUGACCAUGUUCUUGUUCCACCACGUCCAGCCCCUGGCCAUGGCAGAAGAAGGGGAGGUCCUCAGAGGAAUGACACCAAAUGUUCCAAAGGAGGCUGUGGAGCAACUGCUUCAUUUCACCCACAGACUUCGGCAAACAAAUGACCCCACGGCACAGUCAUUAGCCUCAUCUUUAUCAACAAGACAGUUGCUGAGAAUCUGUCGCCGCCUGUCUCAAUAUCCAGAAGAGAGCAUUUCUCACUCUAUAAAUAAAGCGUGCCUCUCCAGAUUCCUUCCAACCCUGGCAAGAUCUGCACUACAAAAGAACUUGGUGACCUGUGGAAUUGAGGACAGCUCAGAAAAGCUGUCAAAGCAUGAACAUGAGGAUGCUAGUUGUGAAAUAAAAGGUGGCACACUGAGGAUUGGAAGGGUCUCUGUUCCUGUCUAUAAUCCUGAUGAGAAGAUGAAGGUCCCUGAUGUCCUCUUCUAUGAAAACGCUCAGCACAUGCUGGUGAUGGAGGAUAUGCUGAAGGACUUCCUGUUGGGAGAGCACCUACUGCUAGUUGGAAACCAGGGUGUAGGGAAAAACAAGAUUGUGGACAGAUUUCUACAACUCAUGAACAGGCCACGCGAGUACCUGCAGCUUCACAGGGAUACUACUGUACAGAGUCUCACCUUGCAGCCCUCUGUUCAGGAUGGCAUAAUCGUUUAUGAAGACUCACCUCUGGUGAAGGCAGUGAAGAUGGGACACAUCUUGGUUAUAGAUGAAGCUGACAAGGCCCCCACCAAUGUUACCUGUAUUUUAAAGACUCUGGUGGAGAGUGGAGAGAUGAUUCUGGCUGAUGGAAGGAGAAUUGUUUCAGAUCACUCUGCAGCAGAAGGGAGGCCCAACAUCAUUGUGAUGCACCCUGAUUUCAGGAUGCUGGUGCUGGCGAACAGGCCUGGCUUUCCUUUCUUGGGGAACGACUUCUUUGGGGCUCUAGGGGACAUAUUCAGCUGCCAUGCAGUGGACAAUCCCAAACCGCAGUCAGAGCUUGCCAUGCUGAAGCAGUACGGGCCAGAUGUCCCAAGUCCUGUCCUUCAGAAACUUGUUGCGGCAUUUGGAGAGCUGAGGGCUAUGGCUGACCAGGGAACUAUCACUUACCCCUACUCCACCAGAGAAGUGGUGAAUAUCGUCAAACACCUGCAGAAAUUCCCAGAUGAAGGACUUGCAAAUGUGGUGCGGAACGUCUUUGACUUUGAUUCUUACAACAAAGAGACGUGUGAGAUUCUCAUCACAACACUGCAUAAACAUGGCAUCCCCAUUGGAGCGAAGCCCACCAGUGUGCAUCUGGCCAAGGAGUUGCCUUUACCAGAGUGCAGGCUUGCAGGAUACUGGACCACAAACUCUUUUGGAAAUGCCCGUCGCAAGCUGUUGUGCCCUACUGAGUCUCACCAAAUUGAAGUAAAGGGCCCUGUGUUCCUGUGGGUUCAGGGCUAUCCUUUAGAAAGGCAGGAAGCGAGAGCCCUGAGUUUCACAGAAGAGCAGAGCCACUGGCAGAUCCCCAUAAAGGACAUCAACAUCAUCUGUGAUGUCGUCACGGCAGGCGAUACCAUCUACGUUGCUACCUGCAACCCUGUCUCCCUGUACUCUAUGAAGAAGCAUGGUGACACUAUAAACAGCAUAGACCUCUAUGAUGUCUUCCCCAGGACUAUGAGUGGUGUCUGGCAGCCCUUCAUAACCAUUGCUGCCCUGGGUGGCCCACUGCAGGGUCAGGUAGUCUUGCACGAGGAGCAGAGUAACACUGUGCUGCAUUUGGACCUUGUCAGUGGAGCUGUGCGGCGGCUCAUUCUUUCUGAGGAAGGAGAAGAACCAGCCAGGAAGUCGUCAUCUUGGUGGAGCAGCAAAGAUGUCCAGAAGGGUUCUUUUAAAAUGUGCAGAGAGUUUUCCCACAACAACUGGCUACUGUUCUACAGAGAAGAGGGAAGCCAGCUGGAUGUGCUGGAUGUGUUAGAAGGAACAUCUCACACCAUCUCUCUGCCAAUCAAUCUGAGGUCUGUUUUCCUUGUGGCCGAGGAUCGCUGGCUCCUUGUGGAGAGCAAGACCAACAAAAAGUUCUUGCUAACCAAACCUGUACAGAUGGGAGCAGAGGACUCUGGCAUAUGCCAGCUUCACGCCAUUACUGAGGAUGCAGUCAGCACUGGCUUUGGAGUGACAGCAGGUGUUGAGAUGUCAGCACCACAGGAAGUGUCAAAGGAUCAGUUGUCACCAGAGAACCUGAGUGCAGCCCUGGGACAGAAGAUUGUGUCUCCAAACAGGAUACUGUCUGACAAGAACACCUUCGCCACUGUAGUCGUAGGCUUCCCAGACCUCAUGUCUCCCAGUGAGGUAUAUAGUUGGAAAAGGACGUCCUCUCUGGGUGGGGGCAGCUCUGCUGACACCUUCUUCAGCGGGGCCCGGAGGACAGGCACAGCAAAACGGGCCAACUGCGUCAGCCUGCUGGGCACCAAUCAGAUUGUCAGGGCCCUUCCUCCCGCUGACGUGCCCCUGAAAGAUAUCUACCCCAAAGAUAUUACACCUCCCCAGGUUGCUGCUUAUCUGGAAGUAACAGAUUUUAAUUCAAAGAACGUCAAGUACAUUCCUGUUCCAAGGUCCAUGACUCUCUCGCCCUACGCUAGCUGGCUCUCCAAGGUCUCUGACACAGACAUCCUGUUGGCAUCGAUGGGCAGCGCAGGCGUAGUCACAGUGGACAUGGGCGGGUAUGUAAGGCUGUGGGAAACUGGACUGGACAGCCUGCAGCGCUCCCUGCUCGAGUGGAGGAAUAUGAUUGGCGCAGAGGAUGGCAGGCCUGUGCAGAUUACAGUUCAGCGGGACAAUGGCUUAGAUGUGAGUUCUCCUAAACAUGGCAAGACAGACCCUGACAACAUGCCACAUGUUGGUGGAAAUAUGUGGGCAGGGGGAACAGGAGGCAGAGACACAGCUGGUCUGGGUGGGAAGGGAGGCCCCUACCGCCUCGACGCUGGGCACAAGGUUCGUCAAGUGUCCCAGGCGGAGAAGGACGCUGUUCCCGAGGAGGUGAAAAGAGCAGCCAGAGAAAUGGCGGAGAAGGCCUUCAAAGAGAGAUUAAAGGAAAUUGAGAUGAGUGAAUAUGACGCAGCCACUUACGAAAGAUUUUCUGGAGCUGUCAGACGACAAGUCCAGUCUCUACGAAUCAUCCUGGACAGUCUCCAGGCCAAAGGAAAAGAACGGCAGUGGCUAAAGAACCAGGCCCUGGGAGAACUAGACGAUGCCAAAAUCAUUGAUGGUUUGACGGGGGAAAAAGCCAUCUACAAGCGCCGGGGAGAGCUGGAGCCAGAGCUGGGAACCCCCCAGCAGAAGCCGAAGCGCCUCCGGCUGCUGGUGGACAUAUCUGGAAGCAUGUACCGUUUCAACGGGGUGGACGGGAGGCUGGAGAGGACCAUGGAGGCCGUGUGCAUGGUGAUGGAGGCCCUGGAGAGCUACGAGCACAAGUUCAAGUAUGAUAUUGUUGGACAUUCGGGCGAUGGCUUCAACAUUGAGCUGGUCAAGUGUAAUAAGAUUCCAAAGAACGAUAAACAGAGAUUAAAGGUUCUCAAGACGAUGCAUGCCCACUCCCAGUUCUGCAUGAGUGGGGACUACACUCUGGAAGGGACGGAGCACGCUGUGAAAGAGAUUGCCAGGGAGGAGGCCGACGAGCACUUUGUGGUGGUCCUCAGUGACGCCAACCUGGAGAGAUAUGGGAUAAAUCCGGAUCGGUUCGCACAGGCGCUGACCUGCAACCCGCAAGUCCACGCCUUUGCCAUCUUCAUAGGCUCCCUGGGAGAUCAGGCAGAAAGGCUCCAGAGAACCCUGCCAGCCGGACGAUCGUUUGUUGCCAUGGAUACCAAGCAGAUCCCACACAUCCUGCAGCAGAUCUUCACUUCCACCAUGUUGUCGAGUGCCUGAGGAUGUGUACUGGUGAUCAGUGGUGGCGCGGCUGCCCUGUCGCUCAGGAGACCGCACAGGCUACGACAGCACCUGCACUUUCAUUGGCUGUGUCUGACAUCACAGGUGUGAUUUGAUCCCGUCAAAGCACAUCAAGUCCUACUCAGCCUGGGCUUUAGUUAGGCCAGAGUGUCUUAGCACUGCUGACAGUAACAUUAAGAUAAUUUUUUUUUCUACAAGCCUUUGGUGACUCUUAGCAAAGGAUGUUUUCCGUUCAUCACUUUCUAGAAUCUGCUGUUCAGAAUAACACCACACCCCUGUGCCAGUGUCACAUGUUGGUAAUUUCAAAAAUUGCUUCAGAUUAAUUCCCCUAAACAAUGAGAACUGACAACAACCAAUUAACUGUUGUCAGAUUACCACUUCAGGAUCGUUAAUACAAGAAAGCCUUUCAAUGUAGUCUUAACUGCAGGUACAACGAGGGACUACCUGAAGAAUAUUACUGUAUUAUUUGAAUGUAGUAAAAGUAAAUUAUGCUUUGCUCACAGCAACAAAAUAUUGGUCUUACAAUUUUACAAUUGAAUCUCCAAUGGCUCACACCCUUUAGCUGCUAUAACCUAUUCUCUGACAUUUACAAAAGUACAGCCAAAUGUCAUAGUGGACAUUUGUUUGAAAAUACUAGUAGGAAAUAUACAGUGUAGCAUCAAUGAAAAAAUCUAACUCUUUGAACAUACACAGUAUGUAUCUAAGUUCUAAACAAUAGCAAAUCAAUUAUGCAAUUAUCUCUAGGCAACCUCUUUCUGUUCCUAAAUAUUUUUUAAAGUGCUUUGGUCUUGAGUGUCUCCCAGUGGACUCCUAGAUUGGAGUGUCUGAUGUACAGUAAGAAGGAGGGUGACAUCCCACAGCAACGCCCUGUAUCUCCCAAAGGUUCAGCACUGAUAUUGUUAGUUUCAGUUCCUUUUUUGACUCACGCAGUAUAUUAAUAACACUUUUUCAAAAGCAUUUUAAAUUAAGUACUUGUUUCAUAGACAAAAGUAUGAAAAAAAAUACUUUUUAAAAACAAAUUCACAUAAAGACUAUCCAAUUCAACUUGAAAAUGUGUUCCCUUAAGAUUUACCAUAGAAUUAAGAUUCUCAGCCAGUGCACUUUUAAAGAAAUCUCAGUAGUGAUUCACUCUAUUACACAGUAUAUACACAUAUCAGUCACACAAAACUUCUUCUCAGUAAGCAGUUCUGUUUCUGAACUUCCUGUCUCUUUGCCCUUUGACACUGUGGAACUGGACCGCGAGCAGUGACACAGUUGCAUUGGAAUGCUGGGACAGUGACCCCACAUUCCCUACCUGCCAACACAUGCUUGCAUGAGACCUGAAGACCACGGACCCCAGUUCUGUAGAUUUCUCUCUUUCGUGCCCCAUCUGUGUAAGUGCUAGAUCUUUUCCUGUAUGUCUUCAGUGCCUUAUGCCAGAUAUUUUGACCUCGGCAUCUUAAAGAAAUCAGCUUUAAUCUGCAAACCCCCCACUAUCAACACAAGCCAGACUAUUAGAUAAAGCAUCGAAAGGGCUCAAAGAAAGUCCCGCAAGGCUCCUGGAAUUCCUAUAGAAAUGUCCCAUUGUUGGUGGAGCCCACAUUUGAUUAGGUGUCAUCAUCGGCUUUCAUGUAUCUUCUCAUUAUUUGGAUGUCGGAGAUAAAGGAGGGAGGUUUUAUUUUGUAACUUUGCCUGAUUUACGGAAGAAACCGAACACAGACUCUGUUGUUUUCACUCGCCCUUUGCUGCUCUAUGUUCUGCUCCAUCCUUUGCUUAUCAAGAUCCUUCUGACAGCGAGGGCCUGGAGAGUCCCCAUUCAUACAGCAGGACAUUUACUGGAGCAGUCUGAGUGAAGGACCUUACUCUGGAGUACACUGACAGUGUCCCACUUAGGAUCUGGACCCACGACCCUCCAGUCCCAAGUCCUGAGCAUUUCUCCACAUUUUACUGUAUAGCAAGCUCCAGUGAAAGUACUGAGUGCUGCAGUUUUGUCUUUUCUGCAGAACUACAGUAUGCGCCAUCACUGGGUGCAGGAAAAACAUGGCAUUUUGAUUAGUCCUUGAUUGAUAUCUUGUAAUUGAAGCCAUGCCUUAAGAAAUUCAGUAAAUAAUGGCAAGUUCAAUAGAACUGAAAACAAGCUUUCUGGUUAUCUUUUAAAAAAUAAAACUACUGUUGUUUUUUAUUUACUCCUCAGUUCUAAUUACAAGAAUUAUUUGUCUGAGAGCACUUACAAGAACUGUUUAAAUUAUUUAAUAAAAUAGCCUUGUCCACUG
Lepisosteus oculatus (spotted gar) is the source of this 8102-nucleotide messenger RNA. RefSeq names its product von Willebrand factor A domain containing 8 (gene vwa8). NCBI's taxonomy places the organism in Eukaryota, Metazoa, Chordata, Actinopteri, Semionotiformes, Lepisosteidae. The record is from RefSeq and is a predicted model, not a curated record. Gene Ontology annotation, cellular component: cytoplasm. Gene Ontology annotation, molecular function: ATP binding; ATP hydrolysis activity.